This is a messenger RNA of Hevea brasiliensis (rubber tree), 935 nucleotides long. RefSeq names its product early nodulin-like protein 3. Gene Ontology annotation, cellular component: plasma membrane. The coding region runs from base 171 to 800 and encodes 209 amino acids. Gene Ontology annotation, molecular function: electron transfer activity. The transcript has 2 exons. NCBI's taxonomy places the organism in Eukaryota, Viridiplantae, Streptophyta, Magnoliopsida, Malpighiales, Euphorbiaceae. The record is from RefSeq and is a predicted model, not a curated record.
UCCAGAUAGCCAAGCUUUUGCCAUAUAUAUUCACACCAGCCUUACUUCAUUUCCCAUUCUUCUCUCUGCAUUGUUACCUCUUUGUUAAGUACAAGUUGGCUGGUUCUUGAUCGAGAGUUCUUUUUCUUUUUUAAUUAUUUGAGUUGUUGGUGAAGAAAUCAUUAGUAAUUAUGGGGACUCAAAGAUUUCUUGGGUUUUUGCUUGUGAUUUUCUUCAUGAUGAUCAUGGGGUUUCUUUCUGGUUCAUCACAGGCUUAUCAGUUCAUUGUUGGUGGCAGAGAUGGCUGGGUUUUAAACCCUUCUGAGAACUACACUCUAUGGGCUCAUAAAAACAGGUUUCAAGUUAAUGAUACUCUAUUUUUCAAGUACAAGAAAGGGUCCAACUCAGUCUUGGUGGUGAUCAAGGACGAUUACUACUCAUGCAACAUCAAGGAACCUAUACAGUCCCUAACAGAUGGUGACUCCAUCUUCAAGUUUGAUCGCACAGGGCCAUUCUACUUCAUCUCUGGCAAUGCUGAUAAUUGCAAUAAGGGCCAAAGAUUGUUCACUGUUGUCAUGGCUGUUAGACCCAAACCACAACCUACUCCUGUUCCUGUUCCUCAAUCUCCCCCUCCAUUUGGUGCUCUACCUACUGGUUCUUCUCCAUAUCUGCCACCGUCUGCAGCAGAGUCUCCUAGGGAUAGCCCAACAGAUCCAAAUGCUCCAGAACCAGCACCAGCACAUUCGGGUUCUCGGGGUUUUAUUGGUUUAGUUGGGUUGGUUUUGGGUGCUAUUAUUGGAGUGAGUUUGAUGUUUGGGUAGCUUAAAUUUGUUGGGAUGGUUUACAAUAGGAUGUUAAAGAAAGAAGGCUUGUCCUUCAUUAAUUAUAUUGUUCUUUAUUGUUUUAAUAUUUUAGGUUUUGUCAAUAAAAAUGAGUUUUUGCUUAUGUUUAAUUGA